UAGGUACUGUAACGUUCACUCGACACCAAGCGAGCGGGCCGGGCAUUAAAUCACAAACACACCUACAGCUGACCGAGGCCCUAGGCCCGACGAAUGGUCGACGGCCCGAAGGUUUCGUAGGUGGCUUUGCAGGUGUUGCGGCCGAGAUGGGGAUAUAUAUAACAGUUGAGGGCGACCCUGUCCGAGACGACACACGACGUUGAUCAAGAUGUUCUCAGGAUUCACGGAGAUCGUAUGCCAGAUCCAUCCAUCAUCGCCCCUACUUGUCAACCUACUGACAACCAACAUUUACAGUUCUCAAACUCUUACGGCUCCGGCACCCUCGGUACCAACACCCAACCCGCUCACCCCCAAUACCAACAGCACCGUCCCCCUCCCAUUUCCACUCCCUCGUACCACUCCCAGUACAACGCCUACGACCCACACACUGCAUCCUCCGCCUCAGCCCCGGGAACAGCCGACUAUCUCCUCCAACCCUCCCCACCCUUCCCACGCAGCCCACCGACGACAUACGAUCAACACGUUGCACCACAGCAACAACCGCUGUUGAGUCCGAAUGAUCCGGCGCAUGAUUUUGAUCCGGUGAGUGGGAGGUAUACGGUUAGGCCGGUUCCCGGGGGUGGAUUGAGGAGGGGAGAAAGUACGUUGAAGGAGGGGUUUGGUGGUGGUGGUGGUGGUGGGGAUAUGUUUGAGUUGGGGGAGAGGGGGUCGGAGGUUGAGUAUGGGUAUAGGCCUGCCCAUGCCGAUGCUGCCGGACGCAGUAUGGGCAUCAGUGGGCCAGAAGACCGACUCGCUGCCGAAGACUACAAGUUGAAGAGGUCGAUCCGCGCUGUUCGCUUUGGGAUGAGGUGUUUGGUGUUGGUGUGUUCUACGGUCGUGGUAGCGCUUUUUGCGCAUAAUCUGGCGGUGUAUAAUCGGACGAAGCAUAUUCAGGGGAUGUGGCCUCACAAGGAUAGUGGUGGAGCGUUGAUUUGGAGUUCGGUGUUGUUGUUGGUUGUGGCGUGUAUCUCGACGGCGACUUCUAUUGGUGAGUCAUCUUUUCCAUUUUAUCUCCUGCUUCUGUCAAUGGGGAGAAGAGCGGGGGCAGUAAGCUGACUAUGGAUGUAGUCAUCCUGGCAUCGUACUGCUGGUCAGUCAAGAUCGCAAACAGAUUGGCACUCGGCCACACCGCCUUCGACCUU
Molecule: messenger RNA, 1181 nt
Organism: Saitoella complicata NRRL Y-17804
Lineage: Eukaryota; Fungi; Ascomycota; Saitoellomycetes; Saitoellales; Saitoellaceae
Exons: 1
Coding region: 235-1095 (286 amino acids)
Source: RefSeq, a predicted model, not a curated record